AUUUCCGGUAUUUUUCUACUAAAAUAAAAGUCACUUCAGCUCGUCCGUGUGUCAAUGUUUAUAUCUCGCCUGGUACAAAAAUUGUGCCAUUCAAGUUUAACAAGAUGUGUUGUAAAUGAAUUAUUUGUCAGUAUCGUAAUAUAAUACGAUGUUGACUUAAUAUAAAUGUUUUUUAUAAAUGUGACGGACUUUUAUUUUAAAAACAAACUACCGUAAGCGUUGCUGAAAUAACGGAAGUUUAGAGAGCAUGCUUUUGAGCGUCUUAGAUGUCCGCACUACUAGGUGAGAACCAUUUGAAAAGUACCAAGAAACGUCUGGUCGUACAGUUAGUGAAAUAGAGCGUUACUAUACAAGACGCUGCUUGAUAGCUAAAUGCGGAGCACGAACGCCUUCAGUAACGGUUGCAGUAUGGUUGCUGACAUAUUUUUCUGCGACGGAAAUUCUAAUGAAGAUAGAAGGAUUCACUGCUUGCUUUCAAGAGCAUUUGUACAAGAUCGAGAAUUGUACCGAUCUGCAGGCUUGAAGUCAGCCUGUUCCAGCGCGACCUGCACUGACAAUGGAUGUGACGGACCUCUUGACCUGGAAGUCGAGACGCCUGUGGUGGAGGCCCAGGAACACUGGGAUGAGGAGACCUGCCUUAUGGCUAGUAUGGGACUUCCUGUGGAGUUCAGGAGCUCCUCUUCACAGAAGUCAAAGGUGACUAACAAGGGCCACUGUAAAGGGGCAAAGCCCAAGAAAUACUGGGGGACUGAGUCUGACAAUGAAAAGGAUCAGAGCCCCAUGUCUGACAAAGCCAGCGCCGGACAGACCCACGUGUCUGAGGAGGCUGGGGCCGGACAGACCCACGUGUCUGAGGAGGGCGGGGCCGGACAGAGCCAGGUGUCUGAGGAGGCCGGGGCCGGACAGAGCCACGUGUCUGAGGAGGGCGGGGCCGGACAGAGCCACGUGUCUGAGGAGGCCGGGGCCGGACAGAGCCACGUGUCUGAGGAGGCCGGGGCCGGACAGAGCCACGUGUCUGAGGAGGCCGGGGCCGGACAGAGCCACGUGUCUGAGGAGGGCGGGGCCGGAAUGAGCCAAGUGUCUGAGGAGGGCGGGGCCGGAAUGAGCCGCGUGUCUGAGGAGGGCGGGGCCGGAUUGAGCCGCGUGUCUGAGGAGGGCGGGGCCGGAUUGAGCCGCAUGUCUGAGGAGGGCGGGGCUGGAAUGAGCGACAUGAUAGAGACCUGCGAGUUCCUGGAGGCAGGAGCUAAAGGUCCCGAGUCAGCAGCUGGCUGGGAAGAGUACUGGUCUCACCAGGGGGAGGGUCUGCUUUGGUCAGCAUGGCUGGAGAAACAUCCGGAAUAUUGCGAUGGUCAGCUAAUGGUGCCUUGGCACUGCCCAGAUCGACAGGAAGCGUGGACGCAGCACUUCAAUGAGACAUAUUACAACUACUGGGACCAGUUUCACUACUGGGCUUCACAGGGGUGGACAGUGGAUGAGGCGAGCUGUGAGGGUGUGGAAUGCAACACACAGAGGGAGGGGCAGGAAGUGAGGCUGGAGCCCACUUCCUGUUACCCUUCAAAUACAAAUAGCCAGGUGGUAGAAGCUGAAAUUUCAGAUCUGAUGACACGUCUUGACCUUCAGUCGGAGGGCCCGGGACGGGGAGACGGCGGCCUGGUGGGGGCGCUGUGUUUCUCUGGCGAUGAGCCAUGCGAUGGAGGCGCUCGCAAAGGAGGAGGUUCACGCGGCGAGGGUGCAUGUUCUCCCGGACCCAGUGGGACCCCCGGUGAUGUGGCAAAGGGCCCCUCCCCCAUGGAGAGAGGCUCGUCCGGCAGUGACGGAGAAGGGGGCGACCCGCCAGAGAGGCGCCAAGCCAAGCUUAAGCGGAGCCAUGAGCUGGACGCGGAGGAGCUGGCUGUGCUGUCUGUGAACGAUGCCUGGGAGAAGCUGGGGUUGAGGUGCGGCCAGAACUCCAGAUUCGACAGGGUGCUGAAAUUGAAGCGUGGCCACGCCGACCGUCUUCAGCGGAGACGAGGGGCUAAGUCCCGGCCUGCAGGAGGCGGUGUCACGCCUGGCAGCAAGCACGUCUUUUUCACGGAGGACGGUGACAUCAUCACUCCCGGGGGGGGUAAAACCUUACAGAAAGUAAGGGUCAGCUUUCCGGAAUGGGCCCCCAGUGGAACUGGGGUUAAGAGAAAUGAAGGAUGCGGCUGGUGCUGCUGUUAGACCUUUGAACGGCUACCUGACCUGAGUUCCUAAGGGUGUAAUUGAAAGUCACGUUCCUCGUCUUACCUUCAGGUCCAAAACUUCCUGGCACAGGUUCGGGGCAAGACAGACCUCAGCCCGGCAGCCACAGAAGUUUCCGGUGGGCCUGCCUCUGAAGAGCGUGCCCCUGAGGAAGAGGAGGCAGG
Messenger RNA from Paramormyrops kingsleyae, 2387 nucleotides. It is a transcript of the gene tgs1, whose product is annotated as trimethylguanosine synthase 1. Lineage: Eukaryota; Metazoa; Chordata; Actinopteri; Osteoglossiformes; Mormyridae. The record is from RefSeq and is a predicted model, not a curated record.